AUGCCUUUUGGGCUGAAAAAUGCAGCUGCAACUUUUCAAAGGGAAAUGAACAAAGCAUUGUCGCCAUACAGAGAAUUUUGCCGUGCUUAUAUUGAUAGCAUUGCUAUAUUCUCCCAUGACAUUCCCUCUCACUUGAAACAUCUUCAUUUGGUGCUGGAUAGAUUGGAAGAGCUGCAAUUCACUGUUAAUCUUUCAAAGUGUGCUUUCGCGAAAUCUGAAAUUUCAUACCUGGGACAUAUAAUUGGCUCAGGAAAGCAUCAAGCUGAUCCAGCUAAGUUGGAAACGAUCUCUCGUUUGCCCGUACCUGAAACCAAGAAACAACUACGUAGUGCUCUUGGCCUGUUCAACUAUUAUCGUGAUUAUAUUGCGAAUUUCGCCGAGAUUGCCUUUCCAUUAACGGAACUAACAAAGAAAAGAAGCCCUGAUGUAUUACCGUGGUGUGAAAUGCAUAGUGUUGCUUUUGAAAAAUUAAAAUCAGCAUUGUUACACGCUCCUACUCUACACACUCCGAAUAUGAGCAAACCCUUUUGUGAUUCAUUGUGA
Argiope bruennichi is the source of this 543-nucleotide messenger RNA. RefSeq lists its product as uncharacterized. NCBI's taxonomy places the organism in Eukaryota, Metazoa, Arthropoda, Arachnida, Araneae, Araneidae. The transcript has a single exon. The coding region runs from base 1 to 543 and encodes 180 amino acids. The record is from RefSeq and is a predicted model, not a curated record.